GUGGGGUGUGUUCUGUUGGGGCAGAUGUGAACUCUUCCCACUUCUCCUUUUCCCUCCACUGUUGAGCGCGCACAGAUAUGUUAGGAGUUGGGACCGUGACGCAGAGAGAGAGUUAGAGCUGAAUAAGCAGUGAUGGAAGAAGGGCAACUGGACCUUAUUUUGGUUCCGCUGGGUGUGUUGGUGAUGGCGAUCUAUUACAGCUGGCUUCUAAGGAUUAUCCUGCGCAACCCAGAACGAACCGUCAUAGGCCUAAACGCAGCAAGCAGGGAAAGAUGGGUCUCUUUCAUGAUGUCUGAUCCCCUGAAGAAUGGCGUUUUGGCAGUUCAAACAAUACGAAACAACAUCAUGGCAUCUACAUUACUGGCAACAACUGCCAUCACUCUCAGUUCCAUCAUUGGUGUUUUUGUGAGCAGCACAACAAAUCCAUCCAUUUCGGCAUCAGAACUGGUUUAUGGCAACAAAUCACAUCUCCUCUCUUCGAUCAAGUAUUUUUCCAUUUUGCUCUGCUUCCUUGUUGCUUUCCUUUGCAAUGUGCAGUCCAUUAGAUACUAUUCCCACGUCAGUAUAUUGGUUACAUUGCCUCCCUUGAAAGACAGAAGAGAAUCAAUUGCAUAUGUUGCGAGAAGCUUCAAUAGGGGAAGCUAUUUUUGGUCCCUUGGCUUACGAGCAUUCUAUGUGUCAUUCCCUCUCUUCCUCUGGAUUUUUGGGCCCAUACCCAUGUUUGUUUGUUGCUUCGUGAUGUCUAGUACACUGUAUUUCUUGGAUACAACUACCAUAUUUACACGGAAGCUUCACACUUCUUCCUUCAAAGAGGUGAGAGAAGCAAAUGACACUGAAUCUGUUCCUCAAGCUUCCUAAAAUCUGCUGAAAACUGUAACAUUGUUCGCUUGUUAGUUGAUCUUCACUUAGAUAGUAUUGUAUACAAAUAAAGGAUUAUGAUGGUAAAUUGUGCAUUCUUUUUUCUAGUGCUUGUUACUAAUCACAUAUAGUGCUUUAUUCUAA
Messenger RNA from Nelumbo nucifera (sacred lotus), 1002 nucleotides. RefSeq lists its product as uncharacterized. The record is from RefSeq and is a predicted model, not a curated record. Lineage: Eukaryota; Viridiplantae; Streptophyta; Magnoliopsida; Proteales; Nelumbonaceae.